UUAGAGAUCCUCCAUUUAACUUGUAUUCUGUAGAAAUAAACGCAAUGGCAAAGGACCCACUUAGAUACGUUACAAAAGUCGAUUUGACUAGACCAGGAGGUGAACAACCUCAACUCCAUAAUAGAUGGCACCCUGAUGUUCCAUUUACUGAAACGAUAGAGCCUGGGGAAACUGUUAAAAUAGAGUGUUUGGAUUGGACCGGAAAUCAGAUCAAAAACACCGACAAUGCUGAUGAUUUGAGACAUGUUGACCUUACACAAAUUCAUUAUCUCUCAGGCCCUUUCAACAUCAAUGGUGCAGAACCUGGUGACUGUUUGGUGGUUGAGAUUAAGGAUGUACAGCCAUUGGAGAGACAACCAUGGGGGUAUUGUGGGGUGUUCCAUAAGGAAAAUGGAGGUGGAUUUCUCGAUAAGUUCUACCCUGAAUGCGCCAAGGCGGUGUUUGACUUUGAAGGAAUUCAUUGCACUUCGAGACACAUCCCGCAUGUUAAGUUUUCCGGUUUGAUUCAUCCAGGAAUUAUUGGCACUGCUCCAUCAUAUGAAGUUUUAGAAGAGUGGAACGCACGUGAGUCCGGACUCAAGGCUGCCAUUCAACAUGAACACGAAACUCUGGUGGCAAAUCUCCCUGAGCCAAAGAAUUGUUCACCAGGAUCUGCCACGGGGGAAAUUGCCGCCAAAAUUGCAAAAGAAGGUGCAAGAACAAUUCCAGGGAGACCAGAACAUGGAGGUAAUUGUGACAUUAAGAAUCUUUCCAGAGGCUCAAAGGCAUUUUUCCCCGUUUACGUUAAGGGUGCCAAACUUUCACUUGGUGAUUUACAUUUCUCCCAAGGAGACGGAGAAAUCACAUUUUGUGGAGCCAUUGAGAUGCCUGGGGUCAUUACCAUCCAAACAUCAAUCAUCAAAGGUGGAAUGAAGCUGCUUUCCUUGAAAUCGCCCAUGUUUAUCCCCGGUGAUGUCCCCAAUCAGUAUGGUCCUUCGAGAUAUUUAACGUUUGAAGGGUUUUCCGUAACUGAAGAGGGGGAACAAAAAUUCUUGUGUGCCACUACUGCGUACAGACAAGCAUGUAUUCGAGCAAUUGAGUACUUGAGACGUUUUGGUUACAACGAUUACCAGAUAUACCUUCUUUUAAGCUCAGCACCUAUUGAAGGUCAUAUUGCGGGGAUAGUGGAUGUCCCCAAUGCGUGCACCACAAUAGGUAUCCCAAUGGAUAUAUUUGACUUCGAUAUCAGCCCCAUGGCCGAGCUAAAGAAAUUGGAUAUGGGUAAUUGUGCCUUGGUCACAGGAAGUGACCAUGCCUUGACUUAUAGUUUUAAAUGAGGAGGAAUAAUUUUUUAUUUAUAUUGUUAUAAUAUACACAGAAUAGGAGCUUACAU
[Candida] anglica is the source of this 1372-nucleotide messenger RNA. The record is from the annotation of a GenBank genome assembly. NCBI's taxonomy places the organism in Eukaryota, Fungi, Ascomycota, Pichiomycetes, Serinales, Debaryomycetaceae.